AUUAUGUAUGACUCACGUACCACGCCACAUAGCUGCUUACCUCAUCAAGAAGGUCUUAAUUAAGAAAUAAUUACUAAUCAACAAAUAAAGUGCUAUGGCAGAAAAGCAAUUUUGGUGUAACAAUCAGGUGAAUAUUCGCUACACUUGCCUAUAAAUACAGCUACAGAAUCUAAUUUUACAGAGUAAAAAUAAAAAAAAUACUACAACUUAAUUUGGGUAAUUGACCUUCAGGUUGAAAGAGAAAGGGAUUUAGAUACUUCAAUUUAUUAUGUUUUUGACAUGAUCUCUUGGCUUAGCAGAAAGGCACCAUCAUAUAAUUGAUCCCAUUAAAAUCAAAGCUUCUUUGCAGAAUUUUCUACUGGAAGUCGGAUCAAAAAUUAAUUGAGGCUUGGCUGCAAGAUUGAGACUUAAGCAGGAAAUGCAGAAUUCCAAAAAACUUGAAGGGAUAUAUUGUACGUUUGAAUCUUCCUUCUUAACUGGUGCAGAUAAUCUAUAUAGAUCACCAUCAACCGGGAGCUUAUCUGGUAACGGGAGUAGUGCUGUUUCAGUGCUUGAUCCGGAAUCCUCUAUUGACUCGCAGGAAAUUGUGAACCUAUCUCCUACAAAUGAUCUGUAUUCAACACACGACACUGACAAUCUAAGAUGCCGGCUCAGGGAGCUCGAGACUGCCAUGAUGGAGCCAAUGUCACACAACUCUGACACUGAGAAUUGGCAGCAGUUGGUUGAGAUGAUAUCAAGAGGGGAACUCAAGGAGGCGCUGAUCGCAUGUGCAAAAGCUAUAUCGAAUGACGACUUUUUGACUGCUGAAUGGUUGAUUUCUGAGCUACAGAAUAUGGUUUCGGUUUCUGGUGAGCCAAUUCAGAGAUUGGGUGCAUACAUGUUAGAAGGCUUAAUCGCUCGAUUAUCGUCUUCUGGUAUUUCCAUUUACAGAGCUCUAAAGUGUAACGAACCUACUAGUGGUGAGCUCCUCUCUUAUAUGCAGUUGCUCUAUGAAGUCUGUCCGUAUUUUAAGUUUGGGUAUAUGUCAGCAAAUGGGGCGAUUGCCAAUGCCCUGAAAAACGAGGACAAAAUCCAUAUAAUCGAUUUUCAGAUUGCUCAAGGGAGUCAGUGGGUUAGCUUAAUCCAAGCUUUGGCUGCUCGACCUGGUGGGCCACCACAGGUUCGUAUAACAGGUCUUGACGAUACAGCAUCUGCGUUUGCUCGUGGAGGAGGACUCGACAUUGUAAGGGAAAGACUGUCUAACCUUGCCAAGGCUUGUAAUUUACCAUUUCAGUUUCAUGCUGCAAAACUUACUUUUGGAGCUGAGGUAAUUCAAAACCUUGAAUUGCGACCUGACGAAGCCUUGGCUGUCAAUUUUCCUUUCUUGCUGCACCACAUACCCGAUGAGAGUGUUGGGCCCGAGAAUCACCGAGACAGCUUGUUGAGGCUUGUCAAGAGCUGGUCACCCAAGGUAGUCACCCUCAUUGAGUAUGACAUGAACACAAAUACAUCCCCUUUUUAUCCUCGGUUUCUCGAAACCCUCAGUUUUUAUUCUGCCAUUUUCGAGUCAAUCAACGUUACCCUCCCGAAGGAACACAAGGAGCGGAUCAACAUUGAGCAGCAUUGUUUAGCUAGAGAGAUCGUUAACAUUGUAGCAUGUGAAGGUGCCGAGAGAGUUGAACGUCACGAGCUACAUGGGAAGUGGCGAUCCCGAUUUCAAAUGGCUGGUUUUAUGCCACAUCCUCUAAGCUCACUAGUGAAUGCUACCAUCAGGACUUUAUUGCAGAAGUACAGCACUAGCUAUAGACUUGAAGAGAGAGAUGGAGCUCUGUAUCUCGGAUGGAUGAACCGAGUAUUGGUUACAUCUUGCGCCUGGCAAUGAGGUUUGACUUAGUAUUUGUUCAUAUAACAUAAUAGAAGUAAUUUAAUUCAUGUUUAUCUUCAAAAUUUGUUUGGUUUUGUAAUUAAAAAAAGUAUGACAUGCUAGAUAUAAAUUGUAUUAAUUCUUUUAGAAUGUAUCUGUAUGGUUAUGAACUCGACUUAUUGCAAGAGUGUAUAUAAGAGCUUCAGAAGGAAUCUAAAAUCA
Messenger RNA from Amaranthus tricolor (Joseph's coat), 2065 nucleotides. RefSeq names its product scarecrow-like transcription factor PAT1. Bases 419 to 1861 code for a protein of 480 amino acids. The transcript is spliced from 3 exons. Gene Ontology annotation, biological process: regulation of DNA-templated transcription. Lineage: Eukaryota; Viridiplantae; Streptophyta; Magnoliopsida; Caryophyllales; Amaranthaceae. Gene Ontology annotation, molecular function: DNA-binding transcription factor activity; sequence-specific DNA binding. Gene Ontology annotation, cellular component: nucleus. The record is from RefSeq and is a predicted model, not a curated record.